Messenger RNA from Myotis brandtii (Brandt's bat), 1368 nucleotides. Its product is annotated as MAP kinase-activated protein kinase 2-like. Lineage: Eukaryota; Metazoa; Chordata; Mammalia; Chiroptera; Vespertilionidae. Gene Ontology annotation, biological process: protein phosphorylation. Gene Ontology annotation, molecular function: protein kinase activity; ATP binding. The record is from RefSeq and is a predicted model, not a curated record.
AUGGGAGAAAAGUGGGUUUUCUAUCUGGACUGUGUAGUUACUUUCCCGCCGCCGCAGCCCCCGCAGCAGUUUCCCCAGUUCCACGUCAAGUCGAGCCUGCAGAUCAAGAAGAACGCCAUCAUCGACGACUACAAGGUCACCACGCAGGUCCUGGGGCUGGGCAUCAACGGGAAAGUUUUGCAGAUCUUCAACAAGAGGACGCAGGAGAAAUUCGCCCUAAAAAUGCUGCAGGACUGCCAGGCCCAGUGUGAGGUGGAGCUGCACUGGUGGGCCUCCCAGUGCUCACACAUUGUGCGGAUUGUGGUCGUCUAUGAAAAUCUGUACGCAGGGAGGAAAUGCCUGCUCAUCAUCAUGGAGUGCUUGGAUGGUGGAGAACUCUUCAGCCAAAUCCAGGACCGAGGAGGCCAGGUGUUCACAGAAAGAGGAGCUUCAGAAAUCAUGAAGAGCAUUGGUGAGGCCAUUCAGUAUUUGCACUCAAUCUACAUUGCUCAUCUGGAUGUCAAGCCGGAGAAUCUCUUAAACUACCUCCGAAGGCCCAACGCCAUCCUGAAACUCACCAAUUUUGGCUUUGCCAAGGAAACCACCAGCCACAACUUGUUGACCACUCCUUGUUAUAUGCCAUACUAUGUAGCUCCGGAAGUGCUGGGCCCAGAGAAGUAUGACAAGUCCUGUGAUAUGUGGUACUUGAAUGUCAUCAUGUACAUCCUGCUGUGUGGAUACCUGCCCUUCUAUUCCAACCAUGGCCUGGCCAUCUCUCCAGUCACGAAGACUCACAUCCAAAUGGGCCAAUAUGAAUUUCCCAACCCAGAGUGGUCAGAAGUAUUAGAGGAAGUGAAGAUGCACAUCCGGAACCUGCUGAAAACAACUCGAGGGGACUCCCGGGGACUCUGCCAUUUUGGGGUUGGAGCGGGAUCCAGCCGGGGCCGAACGGUUGGCGUCGGGACCACUUCUGCUAAAUUCUCACCGCGCCUCGAGGAAGUGAUUUCCCGGGAUGAGAAGAGUAAGGCCCAGAGCGAAGAGGUGCUUGAGCGCCCUCAGCAGGCCAGUACCUGGGACUGGCUGCUGCCCCAUGAGGAGCUACACUGUCACCCAGGACCUCCUGGACUGGGCGAGGGGGUGCUGGGACUCCUGACCGUUGCUAAGCGAUACUCUCCACCUCUGCAGCGCUGGGGCUUCAGUUACCACAUUCACAAGUGUGACCUCAUCUCUUUAGCUUCCAAGAAUAGAGGCCCUGGCUGGGCCUUCUUCCUGCGUCAGGCCAUGGCCUCCUGGCUCUCCCAGCUCAGCCACCUGCAGGGGGUUCCAGAGAGCAUGGGUCUCAUCUUCCUCCUGACGGUGGGGAUGGGGAUUGGUGAUCUGUUCCAUUGA